CUUCUUUAUUUACCGUUUGUUUAUUCUCCUGUUUUCUUUUCAUCUGAUAUAAGUUCAACAUCUUCACUUUCGCUGAUUAUCCGUUUCCUUAUCCUACUGUCGGUUACUGCAUGCAAAAUGUCUACGUCUUCGCAGUUCAAUGAACGUCCACAGCCGCUCGUUACGGCGGCAUUGAGCGCCGGCGCUCUCGUACUCGGUAUUCCCGUCGCCGCUGCCGCGCUUGUCUUCGAGAAGACCGAUAUGCCCAAUCCUGUUCUCGGCACCAAAGAAAUCAAGACUGCGCCUGGCGAGACCGCGACAAUCACGUUCAACCUCCUUUCUGGCCCGCAAGAUGCGGUCAUGGCCGGGGGUUACAUCUCUAUCAUAGCAUCCAUUCUCUUGGUGGCUGGCAUUGUCAUUUCGCGCCAUGUGUCUAGGCAUAACAUAUGGGGAUGGGCAGUCAUCGGCCCGGCAUUGCUCGACCUUCUCGGCCAGAUUGGCAUCCUCGCAUAUGUCAACAUAGUCAAAAGCCAGAAUCCCGAAGCGAAGAGUGCGGACGAGGUCACGUUUGCCAAUGGCAAGUAUGACACACAAGGAAAGUUGUAUACGCGUGAAGCUUGGGCUUGCAUGAUGGACAAAUUCUAUCCCGACCGUGAGACCUGGGCAGAGAAGGCUUGCUCGGAUUUGAAAAUUGGCGCUCUCAUGCCCAUUCCCCUCGCUAUCUGCGGGGCUGCGAUGGUAGGACUCGCGUCGUUCAUGAUUUGGCGAAGAGGCGGCUUUGGAUGGUUGAUCGGAAGGCGCAAGAAUGUUCUUGCUUAUUCAAACCAGAAGACUGGUGACUACAUCGACCUCCAGCCUACCGAUUAGACGUCUUAUGAGCUGGUCUCGAAAGUCAGAACCGUAUGUUGGAGUAUAGGAUUACUGUGUGCUUGUACGAUAUGAUCUAUUGGCACAGACGUUUACGAGAAUAGCUUGGAAUUUGGUUGCAGGCAAGAGUCUCGCGAUUGCCAUCUUGUUAUACCCGGUCAGAUACAAAUUAUAUAUGAAGUCUUUAAGGUUGGGGAUAAUUGUGUAGGCACAGGUGCUUUCAAGGACAGUGCUCUU
This is a messenger RNA of Aaosphaeria arxii CBS 175.79, 1083 nucleotides long. RefSeq lists its product as uncharacterized. The coding region runs from base 118 to 846 and encodes 242 amino acids. The record is from RefSeq and is a predicted model, not a curated record. Lineage: Eukaryota; Fungi; Ascomycota; Dothideomycetes; Pleosporales. The transcript is spliced from 2 exons.